Kogia breviceps (pygmy sperm whale) is the source of this 3097-nucleotide messenger RNA. RefSeq names its product CAP-Gly domain containing linker protein family member 4 (gene CLIP4). Gene Ontology annotation, cellular component: cell cortex; nucleus; microtubule plus-end. The record is from RefSeq and is a predicted model, not a curated record. Lineage: Eukaryota; Metazoa; Chordata; Mammalia; Artiodactyla; Physeteridae. Gene Ontology annotation, molecular function: microtubule plus-end binding. Gene Ontology annotation, biological process: cytoplasmic microtubule organization.
GAUGAGAUGCUGCCAGGUGUGUGGGACGGGCUGGACCCCACGGCGGAACUGAGUUCCGGCCCCCGCUCCGCAGCUCCAGGCUUGACCACCCCGACGCCCUUGGGAGAGCCUCUCGCGCGCAGCGAUGGGCAGCGUGCUGUACCCAGCCCUUCGUGGUUUUCCUGAAAGGGGCCUCUUCACAUCUCUCAUGCCUCCCCUUGCUUAUUAACCUGUUUGAGAAACCUUUUGCCGGUGGCUUUCUAGAAGAUGACCAUAGAGGACCUUCCGGAUUUUCCAUUAGAAGGAAGUUCGUUGAUUGGAAGAUACCCAUUUUUAUUUCAAGGUUCUGAUACACCAGUUAUCUUUUCCAUUUCUGCAGCACCAAUGCCUUCAGACUGUGAGUUUUCUUUCUUUGAUCCUAAUGAUACAUCAUGCCAGGAAAUUCUCUUCGAUCCCAAAACUUCUGUAUCAGAAUUAUUUGCCAUUUUACGACAGUGGGUUCCUCAGGUCCAGCAAAAUAUUGAUGUUAUUGGAAAUGAGAUCCUUAAGAGAGGGUGCAACGUGAAUGACAGAGAUGGAUUGACAGAUAUGACUCUUUUACAUUAUACGUGCAAAUCUGGAGCUCAUGGUAUCGGUGAUGUUGAUACAGCUGUAAAAUUUGCAACUCAACUUAUUGAUCUGGGAGCAGAUGUUAGUUUGCGGAGUCGCUGGACAAAUAUGAAUGCUUUGCAUUAUGCUGCUUAUUUUGAUGUCCCUGAACUUAUAAGAGUGAUUUUGAAGACAUCUAAACCAAAAGAUGUGGAUGCCACUUGCAGUGACUUUAAUUUUGGAACAGCUCUGCAUAUUGCUGCAUAUAACUUGUGUGCAGGUACUGUGAAAUGCUUAUUGGAGCAUGGAGCAAAUCCUGCAUUUAGGAAUGACAAAGGACAGGUCCCCGCUGAUGUUGUCCCAGACCCGGUCGAAAUGCCCCUAGAAAUGGCUGAUGCCGCAGCAACUGCUAAAGAAAUCAAGCAGAUGCUGCUCAAUGCGGUGCCUCUGUCAUGUGAUCUUUCAAAGCCCUUGCUUCCAAGUUACGAUCGUGUUACUAGCAAGGUGAUGCUGACGUCACUUGGCCUGAAGCUGGGGGAUCGUGUCGUUAUUGCAAGACAGAAGGUCGGAACAUUAAGAUUUUGUGGAACAACUGAAUUUGCAAGUGGGCAGUGGGCUGGCAUUGAGUUGGAUGAACCAGAAGGAAAAAACAAUGGAAGUGUUGGGCAAGUCCAGUACUUUAAAUGUGCCCCCAAAUAUGGUAUUUUUGCACCCCUUUCAAAGAUAAGUAAAGCAAAAGAUCAAAGGAAGAAUACAGCACACACUCCUUCUACAAAAGCUGUACCUCUCAUCAGGUCGCAGAAAAUUGACGUAGCUCAUGUAACGUCAAAAGUAAAUACUGGAUUAAUGACAUCAAAAAAAGAUAGUGCUUCAGAAUCAACACUUUCAUUGCCUCCUGGUGAAGAAUUGAAAACUGGAGCAGAGAAAGAUGUUACCCUGCUCGCAUCCGUCAGCAGCUCCUCCUCUACGUCUUCUUUGGAGCACAAACAGAGUCACUCCAAGAAACUGAAUGCAAGUGGCAAUAACAAGAAGACAAUGAGCAAAAGCCCUUCUGUCUCAUCUAGAGCCAGUGCCGGUUUGAAUUCCUCAGCAGCAUCUGUAGCAAAUAAUGCACGCUGUGAAGGAGAACUCCGCCUUGGAGAUAGGGUGUUGGUGGUAGGCCAGAGAAUUGGUACCAUUAAGUUCUUUGGGACAACAAACUUUGCUCCAGGAUAUUGGUACGGGAUAGAGCUUGAUAAACCCCAUGGCAAGAAUGAUGGUUCAGUUGGAGGUGUGCAGUAUUUUAGUUGUUCCCCAAGAUAUGGAAUAUUUGCUCCCCCAUCCAGGGUACAAAGAGUAACAGAUUCCCUGGACACUCUUUCAGAAAUUUCUUCAAAUAAACAAAAUCAUUCUUAUCCUGGUUUUAGGAGAAGUUUCAGUACAACUUCUGCUUCUUCCCAGAAAGAGAUUAACAGAAGAAAUGCUUUUGCCAAGUCAAAGCCCGCUCUGCGCCGCAGCUGGAGCAGCAGCACCUCGGCCGGCGGCCUGGAGGGGAGCGUGAGGCUGCACGAGGGCUCCCAGGUCCUCCUCACCAGCUCCAACGAGAUGGGCACCGUUAGGUACCUGGGCCCCACUGACUUUGCCUCAGGGAUCUGGCUUGGACUGGAGCUUCGAAGCGCCAAGGGAAAGAAUGAUGGGGCAGUGGGAGACAAACGCUACUUCACCUGCAGGCCGAACCAUGGGGUCCUGAAUUCAGCCUGUUACAGCCUGUUGCAGAAUUCAGCUGCAGAACUGUAUCAUGUUUUUAUUUUCCUUUUGAGCACAUGUUAACAAACUAAGCUUCAUAAUAGAGUGAUGUAAUAAUGCGGAACAUUUGUGUUGUGGGUAUGUAUUGAAGUUUGUCCUGUAUGUAUACAGAUAUAUCUUUUAUUGUAGAUAUUUAGACUCUUAACUACCACGGAAAUAUUGGAACAGUUUGCUUUAUAAGAUAAAAAGCAUCCUUCAAAAUGGAGGUUGCUUUGUGCUUUAGAAAUAAUACGUUGAACUAUUUUGCAAUAUACUAUUUAAAAUCUAAAUUCUCUUGCUUUGCUGCCUUUUUAAAAAGGUGUGAAAUUUCAAAUAUUGCUAGAGCUAUUUUCCUGAAAUACAUUUUCAAAAUAAGGCUGCUUUGUAAUAAAGGAAUAUUUUUGAUUGAAGAAAGUGACUGUACUGUGUUUCAAAAGUAAACUUAUUUUAUUAUAUAGUUUAUUUCUUAAAAACUCUAUUUAUACCUUACUGUGAAAUCCAUGACUGCACUGAACUUGGUUGUCCAUAAUUCUUUCUGUUAAAUAUAAAACCCUGUAAGUUAAUAACAGUAAUGCCAGCACUGAAUUUAUUUUGAGGUCAGAGAACCAGUUAUUCUCAUAUUUAGAUUAAGAUUAUUAAAUCCAUGUAAUGUGUAUGUUUAUGUAUACUGUACAUAAAAAUUAGGUGUCUUCAUUUGUGUUUUGCUUAUGUCAUUCAAAGUUCAUGUCUUGAGCAUUAAUAAAAAGGGAAGCUGUUUUGGUUUGGA